Mucor velutinosus is the source of this 2337-nucleotide messenger RNA. RefSeq names its product 60S ribosomal protein L16A. The record is from RefSeq and is a predicted model, not a curated record. Lineage: Eukaryota; Fungi; Mucoromycota; Mucoromycetes; Mucorales; Mucoraceae. Bases 1 to 2337 code for a protein of 778 amino acids. The transcript has 2 exons.
AUGUCUUUUCUAUCAGAAUUCAAUCAGAACAUCUUUGAACCUUGGAGGACUGAAUACGUUGCUUAUGAGUCUAUUUCUAACGGAUUGAACGAGAUUUGUAGCAGCGGACAUUGGACAAGACAAGACGAAGAGGAUUUUGAAUCUGCCAUUCGACUUGAAGCAGGAAAAGUCGACUUAUUUAUCAUUCGUAAGCAGCGAGAGAUCGAGUCUAGAUUACGUUACUGUCAACGCAUCUUAUCACAGCAGAAAGAUAUAAAUGAAAGAACUCGCCAUUCAGCAGAUGACACACUGACUGAUAUUUUGGCCGACAUCAAUGAUUUGACCAAAUUCACUCGACUCAAUUUCAAGGCAUUGGAGGCGCUGAUUCAACAACAUGACCGAUUAACGAGCACAAACAGACGUCCUCUUUUGGUAGAAGUGUGCAGAACACGACCUUUGGAUAGUCAGCGGUUUGAUGGUAUUCUGGUGCAAGUGUCCUCCUUGCUGGACACAUGUCGUGGUAGACUGGAUCAAGGUGAUAGUAGCGUUGCAACAGAGCCCAAUCGACAAGACUAUAUAAACGCUCGAUAUUGGAUUCACCAAGAUAAUGUCACAGAGGUCAAGGCAAUCCUAUUAUUCAAUUUACCUAUUUUCGGCAAUGAUUCAUAUGAACAGAGUGAACGGGCCAUGUCCUACAUUUAUUUGGACAACGAUUCAUUCGACGAAUACACAGCACAAUUGCAAUCUGAUGAUGGAGCCGAGCUGCUUACAUGUAGAUGGAAUGGCGAUAUACAGUCUGCAAGUCAAGUAUUUGUUGAGCGGCAUGUGUUUGUAAAAGGCGGGUUUUCUACACAAGAUGGGAUAGCUAUAGAUAAGAAUCAACUGUAUGAUUUCAUACUCACUCAAAACUAUUCUGCCGAGGCAUAUGCGCAAGACUUGAAAAAUGUGGGAUUUGAUCAGAAUUACGUUGAGCUGAGUUACACAAUAGCAAAGAACAUCCAAAGCUCUAUUAUUGACAAGCGGUUAGAGCCCAAGCUACAGAUUCAUUUUAACCGGCUCUUGUUUGAGGCUCCCCAUGACAAGACGCUGUCUGUAUCACUCGACAAUAAUGUAACGUUGAAUGUAACUUCAAACAAGUUUAGCAUGGAAUGGCUUCAUAGCAAUGAUGCUAUUACGGACAAGCGCCAUGUAUUUCCGCACGCUAUACUCGAGACUCGCAUGCUGGACAAGGCCCCUCCUCAAUGGCUAUCUCGCCUACUCGAAUCCAGGUUGGUCUAUGAAGUACCCCGCUUUUCCAUCUGUUUACAUGGAGUUGCUCUUUUUUGGAGUCCGCAACUGCCUUUGCUGCCAUGGUGGCUAUCUCAAAUUGACAUUGAUAUUCGAGCAGCAAAGCGCAAUGACAAGCUGCUAGUCGAGGGAGCGAGCGAAUACUCGGGGCUGACUCGGUCCCGCAGUCUAAAACUCCUGAUUGAUGGUCAGUAUCGUGUAGGCUAUCUGGAAGCACAGUUACAGAAAGGCAAUCCUCAGCGACGACAUGCCAACAGUCGACAUAAUUCCUACAGCAGCAGCGUUCGCCAUGAAAGUAUUGUUAUUACCGAUGAGAGCUUGAACCAGGCCGUACUCGAUGCCAAGGAUAAGCAAGAAUAUGUUGUGCAACUCGAGGAUGCAAGUGCGAGUAAGCUAACAUUGUACUCUAUGCCUACUGGAAAUGAUGAUGAAACGCAAUGUCUGAGAUCUCGCAGCAGCAUCAGCUCUCAACAACAGCAGAAGCAGCAGCGUCAGAAGCAGCGUUUUAAUGAUUUCUAUCGACCCGAAGAAGGAGGAUCACAGGCUUACAUGUUGCAAGAUCCACAUACGAUCAAGGAGAACGACGAUAUGCGAAUAGCAGUGCUUGCAGAAUUAGGGCAGGAAAAGGAAGAAAAGAAAAAGAAGAAGAAGAAGAAGAAGAAGAAGUUGAAACCACCACAGCACACAAUGGAGCCUAAACUCUUCUUUGCCAACGAGCGUACGUUUAUCAACUGGUUGCAAUUCUCUGCAUUGAUCAUGACAGCUGCCUUGACGUUGCUCAAUUUUGGAGACCAUGUGAGUACAAUCGCUGGCGCUACUUUUUUUGGUAUUUCGAUGGUGAUUGCGUUGUAUGCCUUCUUUAGGUAUCGAUGGCGUGCACAUCAAAUGAGCACUCGACCCGACAUACGAUAUGAUGAUCUCUACGGCCCUGUCGGGCUUUGUUGCUUGCUGUUAAGCGCCAUGGUGCUCAAUUUCGUGCUUCGUUGGCAGCAUCCCUCCUCUUCGGACACCUACCUGGGCAUCAACAACAAAACUAAUGAGCAGCAGAGCAAUACCAACAGCACUGCCUGA